Metarhizium robertsii ARSEF 23 is the source of this 2040-nucleotide messenger RNA. Its product is annotated as glycoside hydrolase family 18 protein. The record is from RefSeq and is a predicted model, not a curated record. Bases 1 to 2040 code for a protein of 679 amino acids. The transcript has 3 exons. NCBI's taxonomy places the organism in Eukaryota, Fungi, Ascomycota, Sordariomycetes, Hypocreales, Clavicipitaceae.
AUGACAACAAAAGACACACGACGAACAGACUGGCGGAAGCUCAAUUUCGCUGGGACGAUUGACUGGGCUGUCGACUUGCAAGAAUUCUCCGAGGACGACUUGACCAACACUGAUCGGCCUAAAUCCGGCCAAGGCUGUAUAUCGGGUCACGACAUGACGCUUGAAACUGCUGAAAUGUGCGAGUUUGCGUGUGCAUAUGGUUUUUGUCCCUCAUCCUUGUGCAUUUGCGAUGAAAAGGGAAAGCUCAAGGGUCUGCCAGCCGAGAGGAAAGACGUGAAGGGGUCGGCUUGGGACUGGUUGCACUUGGAUAUGAACAGGCUUUGCGCGUUUUCAUGCAGAUAUGACAACUGUCCACACGAGGUUUGUUCAGACGGCCUCACCCAGCAGGACGAGGACGAGGACGAGGACGAGGGCUUGUAUGAAAUCACACCUGGAUCUAACAGCUUGUAUGAAACGCGAGCCACGGCUCACAAAGAUUGUCAUGUGUUUGAAAUGGGCAGACUCAGGCAGACUUCGAUCAAUCAAUGCAAGGGCCAAUGUGGUGAGAAAUUAAGAGAGGCCGAGGCCGAGGGCAGGGUCAGCAACUACGGCUGCAUGGGGCUUUUCCCACUUGACAAGCCUAUCCCUUGGAUAGAAAUCAGCGGUUUCCCUAGCCGCAUAGCUCCAGGCAAAUGCGUCUGCGAUGACAUGCUAAUAAAUACCAUCGCCGAGUCUGUCAUUGAGGCCAUGCCCAUGAUCGCUGCAGCCGCGUGUUUUAUGCUAAUGUCGACGGUGAAGCUGGUAGUUGAUGUCGGAGCAAAGUUCAUCCCUGGAGUGGGCAGGGUAAUUGAUGCUGGCUUAAAUGUGGCCAUGACUGCUGCUCAGAUGGCCUCUUAUAUCUAUCCAGACGGAGAGGAUCCCGCGGGGGCCUUUAACUGGUGGCUUAGCCCAUGCGGUGGCGAGAGCAAUCUUGUGCCAGAUGACAUUAAGAAAGCAUUUGAGAUUCUAAACGCUGUUACUGACGGCGUAUCUGGUUUUAAGCCACCCAAGAAGAUAAAAAAAGGCAGUGGAAAGAAGGGUGACGACGGUAAUCCCACCAACCAACAGAAACCUCGCACGCUCAACAAUGGCGGCGGCGGCGGCGGCGGCAACGGGGGUGGCAGCAAAAGCAAUAACAAGAAUAACAAGACGAAGCCUUGCAAGAUUAGGAAAGGGUAUUCCACCAGACGACUCGGCCGUUACAAGAAUACCGUCCAGUUUCAAUCCUGCGUUCAAGACAAGACCAUGACGGAAAACUUGGUCAUCACCUCGGCACACUAUCAUGUCAAUGCCAAGCCCACCGAUGUAGUCAAAGUAUGCCCCAAGAAAUAUACCCAGGCAUGCUACCACUACAGUUCUGCUACGAGAGUCAGCCCUCAAUGGGCAACCAUUACCUGCCCUCCGGAAGCUGCCAAACCCAACUGGCGACAGGACGGCGAGGCGACUGCGACUUGGGCAGCACAGCAUGGUGGUACCGGGUGGAAAGAUAUAGCACACCGGGAGGAGCCCGGAUAUGACAGGGACGAGUAUCCACCAGCAUAUUUCCUGAAUAAGCAAGAUGACGGGUGGAAAUGGGGUGGCAAGCCGCAGGGCAAUGGGCAGCUCGUCCGCUUCCUUCCCGCCAAACAAAACCAGGGGGCCGGGAAACUUUGGCAGGGAGCUUGCUUUGAGGGACCUGUAGGGGACAUUUCAGACAUGGACUUGAUAAAUCGAGUUAGGAAUGCGCCAGCUAAACUGCAGAGCGUUGCCAAGGACGCUUCUAGAACCGUCACCAAAGCCGAGGUCACGGUUACCCAAAGACCACAGUGGCAUAUGGAGUUUGAACACACGGUAAACCCACUGCCGAAUGAUGGCUUGAACGAUAACCCAUGUUGGCCAUCCAAGAUUGCGCCGCAGGAUCCGGGCUUUGCUUUACUCACGUUUGACCCUUAUUACACCUCACUAUACGGAAAGGAUCAAACUAAAACAAAACACCCGUAUACGUACGAUGCGCCAUAUAACCCCCCAGCUAAUGGUGAGUGA